GAGGAAGUAAGUUACUGGGCCGCGGAGUUUCCUAUCGGGUUCGGUAGCAGUGUUUGUGGGAGCGGUGUCACCUGGAGCCCGGGAACGGGGAUCCCGCUGCUUGUUGCCUGCCGAGGCCUGAGCGGGCCUGAACCAUGGCCAUGAACGAGGCUCAGCUGAAGAAAUUACUGAGCAAGUACAAAUACAGAGAUUUGACUGUACGUGAAAUGUUAAAUGUCAUCGGCCUCUACAGAGAUCUUAAACCGAUCAUGGACUCUUAUGUUUUCAAUGAUGGUUCAACUAGGGAGUUGGUCAAUCUUACUGGGACAAUUCCUGUGCCUUACAAAGGUAACACAUACAAUAUACCUAUAUGUUUAUGGCUGCUGGAUACGUACCCAUUUAAUCCUCCAAUCUGCUUUGUAAAACCGACCAAUACGAUGACCAUAAAAACUGGUAAACACGUUGAUGCAAAUGGAAAAAUUUAUCUCCCUUACCUCCAUGAAUGGAAACAUCCUCCGUCGGACUUACUGGGAUUAAUACAGAUCCUGAUUGUAGUUUUUGGAGAAGAGCCUCCAGUUUUCUCUCGCUCUGCUGCUCCAGCUCCUUAUCCCAUGUACCCUGCGACAGGACCCCCAAACACUUCCUACAUUCCUGGUGGAAUGCCACCGUACCCACCUCAGAAUCAUCCAUCUAUUCCCAGUGGUUAUCCUGGGUAUCCCUAUCAAUCCAGUUCACAGUACCCACCAACGUCCGGACCUCAGAUAUUCCCACAACCCCCUGUUUCCCAACCCCAGAACACCAAUUCCGGCCCGGCCAGAGAUGGCACCAUUGGUGAGGACACAAUUCGAGCCUCCCUCAUUUCAGCAGUCAGUGACAAACUGCGAUGGAGGAUGAAAGAAGAAAUGGAUCGGGCUCAGGCAGAGCUGAAUGCUUUGAAAAGAACAGAAGAAGACCUGAAGAAGGGUCACCAGAAGCUGGAGGAGAUGGUUUCUCGACUUGAUCAAGAAGUGCACGUGCGUCUCUUGUCUCGCAAGCAGUUCCAACUACGAGCUCUGAUGCAGAAAGCCAGGAAGACAGCUGGACUGAGUGACCUGUAUUAACCUCCACCAGAACUUUACUUUGUUGUUGACCCACAUUUUUAUUCUCCAAUCUUCUUAAAUCAUUAGUAAACUGUUAUAACUUAUUUCUCAUUGUUCAAAUUGGUUAAGUAUAUUGAACUUAGAAAGGGCGCUGCCAUGGGUUGAUAAUGCGCUUUGUGUUGUAAUUAAAAAAAUUAUAUAUUAGAUACAGAUUUAGCAAAUUGUGUUUCUGUUUCUAAUGUGUUAGAGACCUGGAACACCAGCAUUUUCUAUCAUAGCAUUUCAAACAGCAUAAAAAAAUAAGUGAUCAGAAGGUGACUUGUGCAUUGGUUUUACAACAGGGACUCUUCUUCUUUGUUAAAAAGUAAAUAAUACAUUCUACAGGUCUGAUUUGCUGGACAAAUGUUUUUUUUGGAACACUGAGGAAUCAGAUCUUUUAAAAUCUCUGCACCAAAAAUAAAAAAAUGCAAUAUAGAUCCGCUAAUCUUCAGGUCACUUAUUUUCCUUGCACAUGUAUUUUUUUUUUUUUUUAAUGCUUUUUUUUUUUUUGUAAAGUAUGAUAGAAAAUGUGGUAAAGCCAUUUCUUUUUAAUCCCCCAUAUAUUGAACAUUGCGUAAAACCGUACUAACCAGGGAGGCUCUUAUGCACUGUGUUGCAUGCUCUAAGGUGCAAUAGCGGUUUGCUGCAUCAGUAUUUAUUUCUGACCUAACAGGGAGCAAAUGGCUUAUGGUUUCAUGCUGUAAAUUGGAAGGGGCCAAAUUGAUUAAGCUGCAAUUUUCAUAAAGAAUAAAUCUGUCAUUGCAAUUUUGUUUUCUAAUUUAUAUUACAAUUAAUCAGAUGUAUGUUUUGCCCUUUUUCAUUUGUAUAUAAAGCUCCUGUAUCAUUUUUAACCUCUAGUUGUAGAGAACUAUUGGUUGUCAUGUUUUAUCUGCUUUCUACCCCCUUUCCAUUUAAAUGUUUGUUGAUUAAUUUUUAUAUUUCCUAUAAGACUAUUACUUGGACAAAACAAUACAACCACUUAGGUCUGCUUUGUUUUUGUGGUCAAAAAGUUAUUUAUCUUAGUAUGACAGUGCACUGUUUAAUUGCCAUUUGUUUUUUUUAUGUAGCCAGAAAAAUGUUAUAGUGGAAACCAGUAUCUCAAACCAUAAAUGCUGUGUUUUUGCUUCUAAUAAUUUAAAAAAGAUAGGAAAAAGUACUCUAUUUUAUUGUUUGCUCUGUAAAUUUGAAUUGAUCUGAACUAAAAUAACCAUUAACAUUC
Messenger RNA from Bombina bombina (fire-bellied toad), 2316 nucleotides. It is a transcript of the gene TSG101, whose product is annotated as tumor susceptibility 101. The coding region runs from base 135 to 1079 and encodes 314 amino acids. NCBI's taxonomy places the organism in Eukaryota, Metazoa, Chordata, Amphibia, Anura, Bombinatoridae. Gene Ontology annotation, cellular component: ESCRT I complex. Gene Ontology annotation, molecular function: ubiquitin binding. The transcript is spliced from 9 exons. The record is from RefSeq and is a predicted model, not a curated record. Gene Ontology annotation, biological process: protein transport; endosome to lysosome transport; protein modification process.